Molecule: messenger RNA, 1185 nt
Organism: Parnassius apollo (apollo)
Lineage: Eukaryota; Metazoa; Arthropoda; Insecta; Lepidoptera; Papilionidae
Source: the annotation of a GenBank genome assembly
AUGGAGACUGAGACAGCGAUACGGACUAUGGAGAGAUCUUCCUCAUUGCGGGUAGUCUCUAUACCUGCUAAGCAAUUAAAGGAUGAUCAACUACAUUCUAUAGAAAUUUACAUCAAAGAAGAACCAGAGGUAGAUUCCGAAUACAAAUCUAAAUCUCUGUGCACAAAUGAAAUCCCAAGGAAGACAGAUACAUUUGAAAAGGAGGAUAAUGCAAGAAAUCUGGAAAGGAAUGGUUCAAAAAAUGAUCAUGAGGAUAUUUAUUAUGCAGGAGAUAAGGUGGAAGCUGAGCCCAGAUCUCGAGCUAGCCCGGAGCAGUUUGCGGCUUUGUGUGAAUUCAUGGAAUGUCAUGGCGAUAUAACGAGGCCCCAGCAAGGGCUUCAAGGCCGAAUAAAGGCCGACCGUCUGUGGCAGAAACUGGGAGAGUUACUCAACUCCAUUGAUGGAGGAGUAACUAAGCCAAUAGAAAAAUGGAAAAAAGUGUGGGCAGAUUGGAAAGCUAAAACAAAGAAAAAGGCAUUGGUAAUGCGCCGUGGGGAUAAUGGUGGUCUCAACAGCAGACAAACGCUCACUGCCUUGGAACAGAGGGUGUUGCGCAUAAUGGGGCUAUCUUCAGUUGUCAGUCGACUAGGAACAAAGGAGGGGGGGUUUGAUGACCAACCAACUGAAAGAAUCUCUCCACUGCCACAAAAAAAUUCUGUUCAGACUGAAUUUCAUUCUCAGAAUUUGGUCACAGAAGAAAAACUUUCGGGUUUCGUUGCUUCACGUUCUGAUGAAGGAACGGCAGCAUCUCCUGUCACCACCUCUGAAUUUCGAUGCCGUCCUCCAGAUGGAUCACCAGCGUGGUCGGUCGGUACGAAUGUACCGGUGUCCACUUCGUCCACGUCACGGCGCCGUAGACUUCAUAAAGCCUACACACGAAGGACACAAACUCCAUUCGAACGUGCCACGAGUGCAUUUAUAGACAUCGAACGACGCCGUACCCAACUGGACGAAGAACGGGAAGCCAAUUAUCACGAAAGGGAAAUGGAGAGGCUGCGAUUGGAGUCGAGAAGAAUUCAGAUGGAAGAAAAUCGAAACGCAAUAUUUAGCCGUUUGUCUGAUAUCUUAGAAAAUGUUGCAGAUAUUUUACCACAGUUGAGACCCUCGUCGCUAUCUUUGAACGAAAAUCGUACUUUGAAUUCCUGA